AUGGCUACCCCAGUGCAACGUGCGUUUGCGCACGACGAGCUCGAGCGUGCGCUGAAGGAACAAUCCUUUGGAAUCACCAGCUUCGAAAUUGUGUCGACCACGCCAUUGAAAGCGGCGGCUAGCGUCGUCUUGCUGGAGGGUCCGACUGUACUCGUCUCGCUAUCCAACAGAGGCUUCCAGGUGCAUCCUGACCUGGAUGCGGAGGCUGUCUUCGAGACCAUUGAGCAGCUUCUCCAGUCCGUCAGUCCACAGUAUGAUGCAGCCCGGAGGAGCGCACUCAUCACGAAGCUCGAGUCGAUUCAAGCCACCCCAGAGCCUGCAUGA
Molecule: messenger RNA, 324 nt
Organism: Dichomitus squalens LYAD-421 SS1
Lineage: Eukaryota; Fungi; Basidiomycota; Agaricomycetes; Polyporales; Polyporaceae
Exons: 2
Coding region: 1-324 (107 amino acids)
Source: RefSeq, a predicted model, not a curated record